GGGGGGCAGCGGGAAAGGGCCGAGCGGGGAAAGGAGCCCGAGCCCACGGGAGGGGCCCCGGGCGGUCCGCGCUGAGGGCGGCGGUGCCGUCCCGCUGUGCCGCGAGCUGAGGCGGAGGGAAGAGAGCGGCGGGAGUGAGCGGGGAGCUGUGCUGAGUGUCCUCCUGCGGGAGAAGGGACGGGCAGCGCGGGGACGGGGCGGGGAUGGCAGCGAGAGCGUUGGAAAGGCAGCAGCCCGGAGCGAGCUGCGGGCGGGCGCUGCACAGACGGAGAGCACGGCACUCUCACUCUCCAUUGGGAUGGUUUGGGUGUCAUUUCCACCAUUUGAGGACCUUGAAGUGCCACAUAGGGCUGUGUUGGGGUCAUUUGGGGGCUGUGUUGGGGUCAUUUGGGGGUUUCUUGGAAGCCAACUGUGUCCAUUUUAAGGCCAACCAGGGCUGUUUCAGUUCAUUUUGAGCUGUUCUGGGGCCUUCUGUGUCACUUAUUGAUAUUUCGGGUCAACUGCGGUGCCUCGCGGAUCCAUUCCGAGUGGUUUUGGGGCCAUUCUCAUGUCUCUGGAGCCAUUCCUGGGCCUUGUGUGUCCGUUUGGGCCCGUCUCACAUCUGCCUGGGUGACUUUGAGGCGGUUUUGGUCUAUUAGGUCUGAUGUGGGGGCGCUGUGGGGGAAGUUUCUGUGUGUUGUGUCUCUUUGGCACCAUUUCUAUGAUGCGGCGGGGACGGGGCUGGGUUGGCAGCGAGAGCGUUGGGAAAGCAGUAGCCCGAAGCGAGCUGUGGGCGGGCGCUGCACGGACAGAGAGUAAGCAACUAUUUUUAGCUGCAUGCAGAGCGGGAGAGGGCACUGUUGGAUGGAUGUCUGUUCCGCUACAGCGCGCGGGUCACGUGCAUUGCUUCUGCUCUGCCCCGGCUCGUAUCAGCAGCAGUGCGGGCAGCAGAGCAGGAGGUGCCCGUCCAUCUGUGUGGCGCUGCUGGGGCCGCAGCUCAGUGCUGCGCUCCGCGUUGGCCCCUCACUGCCAGAGAGACACUGUGGCCCUGCAGCGUGUCCAGAGAGGGGAGCGGAGCUGUGGGGGUGCGGAGUCUGCAGCACAGCGCCGUGGGGCUGCAGUACAAAGUGAUCGGGUUUGGUGGGGAAAUAGCGGCGCUACGGUGGACGGUCGCGCCGGAGGAUGUUGGAGGUCUUUUCCAGCCGUGCUGACUGUGUGACUCAUGAACUGCUCUCUGUCUGGCCAGGCUCCGGAUGCAGUGAGCUGAGACAGAACAGGCGCCGCGUGCUCUGCGUGGCUUUGUGUGCAGUGCCGUGCAUCCUUGUUUCGGCGCAUGUGGCCGUGAUAGUGCUCCAGCGUCCGUCGUGCUCACCUCGCCCACCCUUCUCCCACGUGUGCCCCAACGCCUGGGUCGGUUUCCAAGGGAAAUGCUAUUAUUUCUCGGACACGGAGAGCGAUUGGAACAGCAGCAGGGAGCAGUGCCACCGCCUCGGAGCUUCCCUGGCCACCGUAGACACGGAGGAGGAGAUGGGAUUCAUCCUGCAGUACCACAGCCCGGAAGACCACUGGAUUGGGCUGCACAGGGCAGAAGGGGACGAGCACUGGACAUGGGCCGAUGGCAGCGCCUUCAGCAACUGGUUUGAGCUGCGAGGCGGAGGCCAAUGUGUGUACCUGAAUGGGGACCGGAUCAACUCAACCCUCUGCCACAGCGAGAAGUUCUGGGUGUGCAGCAGAGCCGACAGCUACGUCCUCUGGAGGAAGGGGACAAAUCCGCAGUGACGGAUCCCAUCCCAGGCAGCUCGUGCCAACGCUGCUGGGCACUCCGUGCCAUCCGUGUGUGCUGGAGUCCGCCUCUUUCCAGCACUGCUACACUUGUGUUUCUUGUAUGGACUCUGCCAGCUGUGCUGCUCGCUGUCUCUCAGGAAACACAUCUGUUGCACUGUGCCUUAAAGGGGGGUCCUUUGGGGGUCCUUACAGAUCAAAUCCCCAUGGUACGGUUGGGUGUGCAGUUGACGAUCGCUGCCGCCGACCCCUGGAGCUGCCAGGACCUGGAGCAGCGCAGCCAGCAGUGUGAGCACAGCACAGAGCAGUGCUGCGUCCCGCGGGGCUCAGCUGCUAUUUGGUGCUCCUGUUUCCCAUUGGAUUCUGCGCAGUUCUCUCCACUUACACUAUUACCGUGAUCGUUGUUUUUACGAUUAUUGUUACUGGAAGUCUUCCUAUCCUUAUGUUCUGCAUUAUUUCCUUUACUGUUUCUACUCCCAUUUAUUAACAGUCCCUGCCACAAUUCCCCUCCUUUUUAUCACUCCAGUGGUGCUGUUAUUAUUUGACCCAUCAGUAUUAAUAAUGUUUGUAAUUAA
Messenger RNA from Gallus gallus (chicken), 2336 nucleotides. RefSeq names its product C-type lectin domain family 2 member B-like. NCBI's taxonomy places the organism in Eukaryota, Metazoa, Chordata, Aves, Galliformes, Phasianidae. The coding region runs from base 1162 to 1758 and encodes 198 amino acids. The record is from RefSeq and is a predicted model, not a curated record. The transcript has 4 exons.